Orbicella faveolata is the source of this 555-nucleotide messenger RNA. RefSeq names its product serine/threonine-protein kinase Nek10-like. Gene Ontology annotation, molecular function: ATP binding; protein binding; protein serine/threonine kinase activity. The record is from RefSeq and is a predicted model, not a curated record. Lineage: Eukaryota; Metazoa; Cnidaria; Anthozoa; Scleractinia; Merulinidae. Gene Ontology annotation, biological process: protein phosphorylation; positive regulation of MAP kinase activity; regulation of cell cycle G2/M phase transition.
AGAAAUUGACGUUGCUUUGCGAAUUUCUUGAGCAAAGUGAGCGAACUCGGAGGUGCUUCGUGGGAAAUGUAGGUCGAAAAUCUUGUUGUUUAGCUUAGUUUUAAGCUGGCAGUUUGUGAAGGUUGUGGGUAGAUGUCGUUGAUAAAUUUGUGGUAUUUGGUUCCCUGGCCAUGGAAAAGAAAAACCUAAGUUUACACUAAAUCCAGAAUGCCUGUAGAGGACAAACGGGAUAAGGGUCAGACAUCUGCAGUGUACAGGGACAGUGAAGAAAAUGACUUAUCUAGAUUGUUAGACCUGCUGAACACUCCAGCCAGCAAACAACAGCUUCCAUCCAUCUCAUGGAUACCAGAUGAAAACCAGAACACGACAUCCAAUCCAUGGGCUGCUCAAACAAAUGGUGUAUUGCCGCAUCAACACCAGUCAACAGAAGCUCUGGCUUUGGAGAAGUUCAGCUCCAGGUAUCAAGGAGUCAGGAAUUUCAGCUCACAUACCUACCACACUUAUUUUAACCAGAUUUUCACAGCCCUUGUAAAGCAAAGAGUCUGUUACCUGUGA